Molecule: messenger RNA, 1641 nt
Organism: Kazachstania africana CBS 2517
Lineage: Eukaryota; Fungi; Ascomycota; Saccharomycetes; Saccharomycetales; Saccharomycetaceae
Gene: PUS1
Product: pseudouridine synthase PUS1
Exons: 1
Coding region: 1-1641 (546 amino acids)
Biological process (GO): mRNA pseudouridine synthesis; tRNA pseudouridine synthesis
Cellular component (GO): nucleus
Molecular function (GO): pseudouridine synthase activity; RNA binding
Source: RefSeq, a predicted model, not a curated record
AUGUCUGAAGAAAAUCUAAGACCUGUGUAUGAUGAUCAGCCAUCUGAAGAUGUCUACAAGAGAGGUGCCCAAUAUAAUAUGACAAAAGCACGUAAGGCUGAUUUCGAUAAUGAAUCAAACGAAGGUAAACCUGCUGAAAAGAAACAACGUAUCGGUAAACCACUAGAAGUUGAUGCAAAUGGGAAUGUCAUUCCAAGGGCUCCAAGACUACCUAAGCGUAAAGUUGCUGUCAUGGUUGGCUACUGUGGUACUGGUUACCACGGUAUGCAAUACAAUCCACCAAACCCUACUAUUGAAGCCGCCCUUUUUAAGGCUUUUGUAGACGCUGGUGCCAUUUCAAAAGAUAACUCUAACGAUUUGAAGAAAAAUGGGUUCAUGAGAUCUGCUAGAACUGAUAAAGGUGUCCACGCAGGUGGUAAUUUGAUUUCUUUAAAGAUGAUCAUUGAAGAUCCAGAAAUUAAGCAGAAAAUCAAUGAAAAAUUACCAGAAGGUAUUCGUGUCUGGGACAUUAACCGUGUAAACAAGGCCUUUGACUGUAGAAAAAUGUGUAGUUCUCGUUGGUACGAGUAUCUGUUACCUACUUAUUCAUUAAUAGGACCAAAACCUGGUUCUGUUCUUUAUGAAGACAUCGAAAAAAGCAAAAUUGAGUUACCAGGUGUUUUAGAUGAAGAUAUUGAAUCUAAGGAAUUUUGGACCAAUUUUAAGAAAGACGUUGACGAAAAUUUCAAAUCUGAAGAAAUUGAAGCAAUUUUGUCCUACACUCCCCCACCAAGAGAUGAAUUUUCUGAUACUGAAGAACUUUAUUUGAAAGUGAAGAAAUAUAAGCAAUUAGAAAACUUACAUCGUAGAAAAUACCGUAUCUCAAAUGAAAAGUUGGUUAAGUUCCGUAAAGCUAUGAAACAGUACCUCAAUGCUCAUAACUUCCACAAUUUCACCCUGGGAAAAGAGUUCAAGGAUCCAAGUGCAAUCAGAUUCAUGAAACAAAUAAAAGUUUCGGAACCAUUUGUAAUUGGUGAAGCCAAGACAGAAUGGGUUUCAAUCAAAAUCCAUGGUCAAUCUUUCAUGUUACAUCAGAUUCGUAAAAUGAUAUCCAUGGCAACAUUGAUUACUCGUUGUGGAACUCCUGUUGAACGUAUCACACAAUCCUUCGGUCCUCAAAAGAUCAACAUUCCAAAGGCACCUGCACUUGGGUUAUUACUAGAGUCCCCAGUUUUCGAAGGUUACAACGCAAGACUAGAGAAAUUCGGUUAUCAACCUAUCGAUUUCAGUAGAUACCAAGCGGAAAUCGAUGCUUUCAAGAUGAAGCACAUUUACGAUAAAAUCUACAAGGAGGAAGUUGAUGAAAAUGUUUUCAAUGCCUUCUUCAGUUAUAUUGAUAGCUUCAACAAAGUUACUGGGGCAAAUGGCGAAGAAACCGAAGAUAAGAAAGGCCAAACUGUUCAGAAGAGUAUUUUUGAAUUCUUGACUGCCAGAGGUAUUCCAGGUUUGGAUGCUGCUGGUACUGAAUCAAAUGCUAAAAGUGAAAAAGAUGAACCAAGGGAAACUAAAAAUACUGGAGAGCAGACUGAAGCUGCGAUUGAAAAUGAUACUAAAGAGCCUAUUGAGACCCAAAAAGAUGAAAAAUCUUUUAUCUCAUCCUAG